AUGAUAGCUGGAGACCCUUUAAGAAUAUUCACUCUUGAAUAUGUAGUUUUUGAAGGGCAAGAUAUGGUAGAAGCAAAUCAGAAGGGAAUGGUUAUUGGGAAUGGCAAGAAAGAGGGAAGAAAGGUGGGAGUCUUACUUUGGCAGAGGAAAGACUUUUGGGUGGCGGAAAUGGCUCUCUCUCGUUUCAUACUUGCAAAACCAGUUUUGCAUUUCCACACAAGAGGAAUCCCAAAAUCAACAAGAUGGGUCUCUUCUUCUUCUUCCUCUUCUUCAAAUGGAGGGACCCAAAAGUUUUCACAUGUGAAAGGAGUGGAGGGCGAAAAGGAGAAUGAGUGA
Messenger RNA from Dovyalis caffra, 336 nucleotides. The record is from the annotation of a GenBank genome assembly. NCBI's taxonomy places the organism in Eukaryota, Viridiplantae, Streptophyta, Magnoliopsida, Malpighiales, Salicaceae.